CCAGUGCCUUAGUCGGUUAGUAUUAGCAGGAUUGAUUUGAGGAUUCGUUACAACGAGGCCUCUAUACUAUCCGGGUGCUUGUGCCUAUACCUGCUAAAUACCGUACUCACUUACGCGUACAUUGUAAGAUUACGUCGGAUUGUAAUCUUGUUACCUAAAGAAAGGGGAUGAGUUUGAGUCCAGCACUAAAUCGAGUCGCAUCAAGCCAAAAUCGGGCUUCAUGAAAACAUCAAGUGUCGUAGUUCAUGCCUGACCUCCUGAAGAUUGAGUUCCAGCGCUCUCAGGCACCAGCAAUAAGCGAUACACGCUGCCUGGGGCGCUGGGGGUGGCGGACCUGCCACCAGCAAGGCCAAAGAGGGGCAACUCUGCGUCAUUUGAGCUCCCCCCAGCUCAUCCCGACCCGAUACGUGCAAUCCACCACCGGGGCUAUGCAUCUACGCAGGCUGCUUAUUGUCCCCGCCUCGGCGCCACGCAGCGUCGACGCAUGUCCCGCCAGACAGGCAGUCCAUCAGCUUGCCAGCUCGAGUCGGCCACGAAUCCCCGAAUCCGAAUCUCCCCCUUUGUGCCCGAGCAGCUACUCGUACUUCUGUACCCGAGUCUCCCAUCUUCUUCGAAGCAUACAUAGCCUAGCCGUGCUAUUUAUUGGGCUGCCGAUAACGGGCCAUUGCAUUGUGAGGCCACAAUCACAACCCGCCGUUGCUAGUCUCCCCUGAGUUGCAUGCUAACAAAGACGUCGCUAGCCAUUGCUGAGCGGAGCUCAAUUCCUCCCCUCUACUCUAUACUCUCUACGUCCCUUCACCUCC
This is a messenger RNA of Trichoderma harzianum CBS 226.95, 803 nucleotides long. RefSeq lists its product as hypothetical. NCBI's taxonomy places the organism in Eukaryota, Fungi, Ascomycota, Sordariomycetes, Hypocreales, Hypocreaceae. The coding region runs from base 246 to 713 and encodes 155 amino acids. The record is from RefSeq and is a predicted model, not a curated record. The transcript has a single exon.